AUGGCCAAUUCUCAAGAGAAGAUGUAAUAGGAUUAUAUCUGGAUCAGAGACUAAUCUACCGGGGAUGCUGAUGUGAAGAUGCGAACCUUCGGAUAACAUUAUCUCUAUUAUCACGCUCCAAAUAAAAGAGAGCGAUUGGAAAUGAUUUGGAGGUCCAUGGGAAAGGCAUACGAUUGGGAAAUGGAGAAAUUCAGAAUGCAAAAAAAAUUCAUUGACAGAGGCAAUAAAAGGAGAUUCUUCAAAAACUUUUUCAGAUUAAUCAAGAACCCUAUGGGUUACAUCUAUUGGAAGACCUACAAAAUCAGACAACCCAAAGGCAGAAUCAUCACAACCAUGCUUGGCCUCGGAGUAAUUGGAACAUUGUUCAAAUACAAAAUGGAAUCAAACCAAAUCCAAAAAAGAGAAUAUUAUUUAUUGACUGCAGGCAAGAACUCAGAAGGAAGUGGACUCAUCAACACUGGCUACAACAAUGAUAAAUUGGCUCGUCAAGGAAUGCCCCUCACUCAGAUGUUCUACUCUUAUCUAUUGGCCAAAGAUAUCGUUGUCUCAAGAUCACGAGAUCAAAACUACAGAAAAUACUUUGAAAUGAGAAAAAAGUAUUAAAUCAAAGAAUGAGAUCACAAUAUAUACACAUAUAUAAAUAUAGAUAAUAAAAUGUAUAAUCAAUAUGUA
Paramecium tetraurelia is the source of this 672-nucleotide messenger RNA. RefSeq lists its product as uncharacterized. The transcript has 4 exons. NCBI's taxonomy places the organism in Eukaryota, Ciliophora, Oligohymenophorea, Peniculida, Parameciidae. The record is from RefSeq and is a predicted model, not a curated record.